Messenger RNA from Thamnophis sirtalis, 1278 nucleotides. Lineage: Eukaryota; Metazoa; Chordata; Lepidosauria; Squamata; Natricidae. The record is from RefSeq and is a predicted model, not a curated record.
UGUGACUAUUUUCUUCAGUUAACUCCUGCUACAGGGAUAUGUCCUUCUUGAAAGUCUAAGAGUAAUAAAAGUUCCAUUGGAAAAGUUAGUAAACAACUGUCUUUUUCAGUAACCAGGGAACAAGAUGGACAAUCUAAUAAAUGGAACAAAUGAAGGAUCUACCACCACUGAAUUUGACUAUAAUGAUAUGGCAACACCAUGCCCAGCAAAAGCUGUCCAAAAAUUUGGUUCAAAUAUCCUGCCAAUCCUUUAUUCUUUGGUAUUCAUCUUUGGUCUUUUGGGUAACAUGCUAGUUGUAUUGAUUCUAAUCAAAUAUAAGAAAUUUAAGAGUAUGACUGAUAUAUACCUAUUAAAUUUAGCUAUUUCUGAUUUGCUUUUCAUUUUCUCAAUGCCAUUUCGGAUUCAUUAUGUAGUAGAUGAAUGGGUAUUUGGAGAUGCAAUAUGCAAAAUUAUUUCUGGAAUCUAUUUUUUAAGCUUCUACAGUGGAAGCUUUUUCAUAAUCCUCCUGACUAUUGAUAGGUAUUUAGCAAUAGUUUAUGCAGUGUUUGCAUUAAAAGCCAGAACAGUAUUCUAUGGCAUCAUCACAAGCAUUAUUACCUGGGGCCUAGCAAUUCUAGCCUGUUCACCAGGAAUAAUCUUUCAUAUGGCACAAGAAGAAGCUGGUAGGAUAACAUGCUCUUUUCAUUUUCCUUAUCAAAGUCACUUUGAAUGGAACAUGUUCUUUACACUGGAACUGAACUUCAUAGGCUUGAUUUUUCCAAUGAUGGUUAUGACUUUCUGCUAUGCAUGCAUCAUAAACACUUUGCUAAGAUGCAGAAAUGAGAAGAAGAACAAAGCAGUCAGGCUUAUUUUUAUCAUAAUGAUUGUUUACUUCCUUUUCUGGGCCCCAUACAAUGUUGUUCUUCUGAUCCAGUUGUUCAAAAUGGAUAAGUGCAGCAGGUUAAGUGGUAUUGGUUUAGCAAUUCAAAUGACCGAAGCACUUGCAAUAGCUCAUUGCUGUAUCAAUCCUGUGAUCUAUGCUUUUGCUGGUGAGAAAUUUAGAAAAUAUACUAUUACCUUUUUCCGAAAACAUGGUGGUCACCAUCUUUCAAAAUACUGUAUCUUUCUGUACCGAGAACCUUUGGAACGGGCCAGUUCCACGUACUCUCAUUCUACUGGAGAGCAAGACAUUUCAGCAGUCUUAUAAAGCAUAUAUUUAGGGGGGAAAUUGAGUGUUUAUUAUUGGUGCAUUUUUAUGGACCUUUGCAAUACAGAUAGUCCUCAACUUAUGACCACAAU